Molecule: messenger RNA, 1353 nt
Organism: Colletotrichum truncatum
Lineage: Eukaryota; Fungi; Ascomycota; Sordariomycetes; Glomerellales; Glomerellaceae
Source: RefSeq, a predicted model, not a curated record
AUGAGCGAUUCUCCUCCAAGCGAUUCUCCUCCAACCCCGCCAACAAGGAACCCGGCACAUGAUGAGAAAAGGUUCAAACCUAUUACCACACCCUGUGAAUGGGUGGAGGAUUACCAUCCCGGCGGUUACCAUCCCGUUCACCUUGGCGACAUUUUUAAUAACGGCCAGUACAAGGCUAUCCGGAAGCUAGGAGAGGGCUCUUACUCAACGGUCUGGUUGGCCCGCGAUGUUUGGGAAAAUAGAUAUGUCGCGCUGAAGAUUCUUGUAUCGGCAGUCUCAAGUUCUACAGCCGAGCUAAAUAUUUUGCGCCACCUUGCCAAGGUCGCCCAAAAAGACGCUGCUCAACAUAUUGUACAUCUAUUAGGCGAUUUUGAUCAUCGCGGGCCGAAUGGCGUUCAUAAGGUCCUAGUGCUUGAACCUAUGGGAAGUAGUGUAAACUCUAUGGUUGAGGAGCUACCACAGUUCAACCCUCGUACACUUGGAAUGAGGGUUCGCUACCCUCCACAGAUGGCCAAGAGGAUCCUCAAGCAGUCCCUUCAAGGCCUCGCAUUUCUUCACAAGAACGGUAUCGCCCAUGGAGACUUCCAGCCAGGAAACAUGCUGUUCUCUCUCAAUGACAUCAACUCGGAGCCUGAGGACGUGCUCCGACAGGCGGAAGAUGCACAGGGCGGAUCAAUAUCGCCCCCAGUCGAGAGGCUGGACGGCAAACCAGACAAAUGGGCUCCUCGAUAUCUUUGUACCGCGCAGCCGCUGAGCACUUUUACUCAGUACACUGAGGGCUUCAAGAUAAAGCUAUCUGACAUGGGUGGCGCAUAUUUCUUCACGGAUCCGCCACUAAAGCUUGUCACACCGCUCGGUUUGAGAGCUCCCGAACUGAUUUUGAAAGGCGCCGUCAACCCAACCCUUGACGUCUGGAGCUUUGGAUGUCUGGUGUUUGAGCUCAUUACCGGGCAACCCCUCUUUUGCGUACCAGGGGGCGAGUUUAAAGAUGAUGAUCAUCUACUCUCGCUUACCUCCCAGCUUGGCCCCCUACCAGAUGAGCUCUUUAAGCAUUGGAAGACGUCUUCUUUCUACUUCACUCCUGAGGGGAAACUCUUCAAUUGCCAGGUCGGCGGGUGUGGGGAAGGCGAGGAACCCCUUAUGCUGGAGGAGACGUCGAUGGAAGAACUUUUUGAUGAGGCUGGUCCAGAUAUAAGUGACGAGGAAGCCGGCACUAUCAAGAGGCUAAUUCGGCGAAUUCUGCAAUAUGACCCCGCGAGAAGACCGUCGCCUUCGGAGAUUUUGCAAGAUCCGUGGUUUUCUGAGCUUGAAAUGGUCCAAAUGGAUGGAGUUGUCGAAACUCAGAAUGAUUAG